AUGUGGACAAGUAUCAUCACUUCGAUUUACCAAGCUGCCCGGACAGCCAAACCGAGACAACUUCUGCAAAUCCCCAGGCAAUAUGUUGUACUGGGACCGCCGCUGCGAACCUUCCACUUCGCACCACCCCUGCAAACAACCAAAAGCCAAAAGGAAGGAGAAUUGGAUCGAAACGUCCUUAAUCCUGAACGAUCUGAAGCUGUCAAAACAGGAACGGAUUCUGAAGUUGGCGCCGACAAAAACUCGUAUGAUCCUUCCAGGACGACACCCGACAGCGAGCUUCAGCAAUCUGCAGAGGCAAGCCGGAGGGACAGCAAACUUGGCGAUCCGCUAGAUGUUAGCGGAGCGAAUAAGGAGAUUAGUCGAACUUGGGAUCCGACGAAUGGAUCGGCGCGCGGUAUUCCCAAGGCUGAGCCGAGUAGGAAGGGGCUGUCGAAGAAGAAAGGCGUCAUUAAGACGGGUCCGAAGUAG
Monascus purpureus is the source of this 471-nucleotide messenger RNA. NCBI's taxonomy places the organism in Eukaryota, Fungi, Ascomycota, Eurotiomycetes, Eurotiales, Aspergillaceae. The record is from the annotation of a GenBank genome assembly.